Momordica charantia (bitter melon) is the source of this 845-nucleotide messenger RNA. RefSeq lists its product as uncharacterized. NCBI's taxonomy places the organism in Eukaryota, Viridiplantae, Streptophyta, Magnoliopsida, Cucurbitales, Cucurbitaceae. The record is from RefSeq and is a predicted model, not a curated record.
UUAAUUAAUUAAAUGGAAAUUAGGAGCCGAUUGUAAAAGCAAAAGAAAGAAAGAAAAAGCAGGCGACCAAAGAAUAGGAAUUAGGAUAGUUCAUUGAUUCGUUCAAGAAACGACGAGAGGAGAUCGAGAGAGAGAUGCAGGCGCAGGGGGAGCAGAAUCAGCAGCUAAUGUUGCAGAAUUCUGGAAAUUUGAGCUUCAGCAGUAAGGAAGAUGAAGAGAUGUCGAAAUCCGCGCUUUCGGCUUUUAGGGAAAAGGAGGAGGAGAUCGAGCGCAUGAGAAUCCAAAUUCAGCACAAACUUCAAGCUCGACUCGGCCGAGUCGAGGAAGAAACCAGGCGUUUGUCCUCCAUUCGAGAGGAGCUUGAAGCAAUAGGGGAUCCAACGAGGAAGGAAAUUGGACAAAUUCGUAAGAAAAUUGAUGCUGUAAACAAGGAAUUAAAGCCUCUUGGACAGACCUGCCAAAAGAAGGAGAAAGAAUACAAAGAUGCCCUUGAUGCUUUUAACGAAAAGAACAAUGAAAAAGUACAGUUAAUAUCAAAACUAAUGGAGAUGGUUGGUGAAAGCGAAAGGCUAAGGAUGAAGAGGUUGGAAGAGCUGAGUAAGCAUGUCGAUAACACUUCCUAAUUUAAUUCCUUAAUUCGUCAAAUAUAAAGUUAACUUUGUGUUAUGUGCUACUUUUUACUUUACUCUCUAUAUAUGUGUUCUGUAUGGGUGUUUCAAUUUAAUCACUCUCAUAUAUUUUAUUUCAUUUUGGUUUACUUUUUACUUCACUAAACAUUCACAAUUUAGGGUAACAUAUAUGUAUGUAAUGUUUUUAGCUAUUCAAAAAUAUAUUGUACUUAAACU